Messenger RNA from Octopus bimaculoides (California two-spot octopus), 2083 nucleotides. RefSeq names its product alpha-L-iduronidase. NCBI's taxonomy places the organism in Eukaryota, Metazoa, Mollusca, Cephalopoda, Octopoda, Octopodidae. Gene Ontology annotation, molecular function: L-iduronidase activity; protein binding. Gene Ontology annotation, biological process: carbohydrate metabolic process. The record is from RefSeq and is a predicted model, not a curated record.
CGGCGGAGAUAAAAAUGCGGUUGCGUUAUAUUUUAUGUUUUAUCUGGCCUCAUGUCUUUGGAACAUACUUUGUUAGAAUCGAUUCACGGAAUUCCAGUGGACCUUUGAAACAUUUCUGGCGAAGUACGGGCUUCUGCCCUUCGGAACCACAUGCAAAAGCUUAUAAAUAUGACACUGGGCCUGACAUGAAUCAGAAUUUGGCCUACAUUGGUGCAUUACCAUUCACUGGCAUUCAACAAGUGCGUAUACACUGGUUGUUAGAUCUUGUGCAAGUUAAAAAACAACAUCCGCUACAGUAUGAUUUCCGUUGGCUUGAUCAGCUCAUUGAUAAGCUAUAUAAAAAUGGAUUAAAACCUGGGUUUGAGCUAAUGGGUAGUUUGUCAAAUUUUUUUACUGAUUUUGAAAAUAAAACUCAAGUGGUUUUCUGGCGAGAUCUUGUGAAAGCUACAGCCGAAAGAUACAUAAAGAAAUAUGGAAUAGACUAUGUGAGACGUUGGAAUUUUGAGACUUGGAAUGAACCAGAUUGUCAUGAUUUUGAUGCUGUGAAUAUGACAGUAAAAGGAUUUCUCAAUUAUUAUGAUGCUUCUUCAGAAGGACUGAGAGCAGCUGACAAAAGGCUGAUAUUUGGUGGACCUGGUGAUGGAUGUUAUUAUAAGAAACAUCACAAAGGACACAAGAAAUAUGCAAUUGGUCUUUUAGAUCAUGUAGUUCAUGGCACCAACUUUUUUACAGGAAACAAGGAAACACACAUUGAUUUUAUUUCUUGGCAUCUAAAGGGAGAUGGAAUGGCAAAUCGUAUUCUUGAACUUGAAAAACGUCUUUCUGAAGAAAUUUAUACCAAAUAUCCAUCCUUACAAUCAAAACCUUUCUAUAAUGAUUACGCAGUUUCUGAAGAUUUGACCAUGGAAUCUACCAAUAAUUUUUCCUUAUAUAAUAUGGCUUUCAUUGUUAAUGAAAUAGAUGUAAUUGCCCUCCACCAACAAAGGAAGUUUCUGAAACACAUGAAUUUCACUUUAUUGAGCAAUGAUAAUGCAUUCUUAAGCUAUUAUCCACACCAGUUUACUCAGCGCACUCUGCUUGCCAGGUUCCAGAUGAAUAACACAAAACCACCACAUGUGCAGUUUGUGCAUAAACCAGUAUACUCUGCUAUGAUGCUGUUGGCUUACCUUGGCAACAGAAAACUGAAUGUCAAUAUUACUAAACAUCAUGUUCCUAAUAUUUCAACUAACGAUUUUGGAGGAAUUGGCUCAGUUCAUUAUCCUGUGGCAUCUGCAGUGUCAGACAGCUUCCAGGUAUGUUUAUUGUUGUACAAUGCCACUGAUCCAGGACCAGGAGAGCUAGAAGAGAGAAAUAUCAAACAAGAUGGAGAAAGCGUAGAAGUUAAGAUAUUCAUUGAUCCUCCAGUUUCCCAAAGCAGAGAUCUCUACAUGAUAAUAUUCAAGAUGAACAACACUUAUGGGAAUCCUUUUAUGCUAUGGAAGAAGAUGGGUAAACCUUCUUAUCCAACCAAGGAACAAUUUCAUGCUAUGCGUCAACAGGAGGGACCCAAUGUCAUAGAUAAAAGUGUUGUAAAGCCUGGAAUUAUCACAGUGAAACUACAAUCCUUUGUGGCUCCAGCUUUACUACUUGUUCAUAUCUGUUCCAAAGCACCACACCCACCAGGACAGGCAUCGGCUGUCCAAGUGUAUAAAGUAACUUCUAGCCAGGUGUUAGUGGUGUGGUCUGAUAAAUUCAUUGGAACAAAAUGCAUCUUGCGAUAUGAAGUAGAGUUAUCAAAAUCAGACACUGAAAGUCAGUACAGACGAAUUAAUCAACAAGAUUCUGUGGUGAAUUCUUUUAUGUUUGUGCCUUCAGGAAAUAAUUCUACAUUGGUGACAGGAUAUUACCGUGUUAGAGCAGUGAACUACUGGAAUCAACCAGGACAAUAUUCAAAACCAUUUUAUUACUCUUCUUAAAUUUACUUGGACCUUCAUUUUCCCACAUUUCUACAUUGAAUUUCAUUGUCCUUACCUCUAAAAUUAUAUUUCAAAUGUAUGAAUAGACUUCAAAAUAUAUUUUCACAUUAAAAAUCUAUCAAAAAUAA